AUGGCAUCCAAUGUGCAUGCUCUGACGAAUGAAUCCUUCGCAACCACGGCCGUGGUGGCGUUGGAAGAAGAGCACCUUCCGGAGAACAUAUCCACGUUGGAAAUAGUGAAAAAGUUUAUUGUGACAGGUAUCCCCCUCACUGUGGCCACACUCUCGCAGUUCUCUAUUAUUACCGUCAUACUUGCCAUCGUAGGAAGGAUGUUGGGGGUGAAUGAACUUGGAGGGGCCUCAUUGGCACUUGGACUUAUUAAUGCGACGGCAUUUGCGUUUGCAGCCGGCUCCUGUGGGGCGCUUGAGACUGUCCUAUCUCACACGUAUGGUCGUUAUAAGUCCGGUGGAGAGGGAGGUACGAUGUAUAUGUAUGGCACCUACGUUCAGCGUAUGCUUAUUAUUUUGAUUUUUGUUAGCAUCCCUCUUGGAGUAAUUUUGAUAUAUGCUGAUGCAUUUUUGGAGUAUAUUGGGCAGAGUGAGGAGGUUGUGUAUUACACUGGACGUUUUUGCCGCAUCGCAGCUUUUGGUAUCCCAAGUACACAGGUUUUUCAAGUGAUUGGCCGUUAUUAUGCCUGCCAACAUGAGACGCGACCCCUUUCAGUGGUGAUGAUCGCAGCAUCUUUCUUUAACCCCGCCUCUCAAGUAUUGCUAAUUUAUUGGUUUGGUUUUGAAGGUUCCCCUGUGGCAUGGUUGUUGUUGUUUACUUUUAUUGACGCGGCUCUAAUUGCGCACGCCUAUUGGACAGGGCUUUAUAAGAAGACUUGGGGCGGCUGGGACAGAAAUGCACUUAAAAAUAUUAGUGCUCUUGUGAACUUGGCCGUUCCAUCAAUGGCAAUGAUGAUGAGUGAGUGGGUCGUACUGGAGGUGAUUUCCAUUUGUGCCGGGUUUGCGGAGCCUCACGAAUUGGCCGCGUUUGCUAUUACGAUGCAGGUGUUUGGCGUCUGUUGGAGCAUCGCAUCUGGGACGAUGAUUCUUGUCUGCGUACUCAUCGGCAACGCCAUUGGUGAAGGUAAGCCGUUGCUUGGAAGGCGCAUUGCCAACGUGGCCAUCGCGAUCGUGUCUGUCACUGCUAUAUUUGAUGUUACGCUCUGUUGGCUUUUAGAGGAUCGCAUCCCUUUCCUUUUUACGUCAGAGGAAAAGGUGGUUGUGGUGUAUCGCCGUCUGCUGCGCUACGUCCUGCCGUAUCAUCUGUUUGAUACCUUUCAAAGUACGGUCAUGGGAAUUCUGCGUGGGUGUGGGCUACAAAAGCUUGGGGCAAUUAUUAUCGGUUCCGCACUCUGCCUAGUGGGGGCGCCGGUGGCGUUUUUCCUCUUUUUCCACGUUAAGUAUGGUGUGGAGUCCCUUUGGAUUGGCCCAUUCUUUGGCGUGGUGGUGCUGGGGUGCCCGUCGUACGUCUACCUUCUCUACUGGCACAUUGAUUGGCCGAACUUGAAGCCACACCAAGAGGAGUCGAACGUCGUGCUGGAGGAGUUGUCGGAAGCCGUGGAGGAAGCGGAAGUAACGGUCGAGUCGGGGGAGGGCGCCGUGCAGCGCUCUGAGGCUGACGCGGCCAAGGAGCAUGAGGAGGCAAAAUAA
Trypanosoma conorhini is the source of this 1566-nucleotide messenger RNA. RefSeq names its product putative membrane transporter protein. The record is from RefSeq and is a predicted model, not a curated record. Gene Ontology annotation, cellular component: membrane. Gene Ontology annotation, biological process: transmembrane transport. Bases 1 to 1566 code for a protein of 521 amino acids. The transcript has a single exon. Lineage: Eukaryota; Euglenozoa; Kinetoplastea; Trypanosomatida; Trypanosomatidae. Gene Ontology annotation, molecular function: antiporter activity; xenobiotic transmembrane transporter activity.